UUUUUUUUAACAAAAGAUAAGCUUUGCUUCUUUUUCUUUAAAAAUGCCUAAAAGCUUACCUUUACUUCAGUUUAGUUUAGUUUAGAAAUUAGAUCCGUUUAAGAUAAGAUAUUAACUAUUUUACUUAACAAACCAGAUGUUGGCAGAUACUUAACGAGGAAGUAGCAGUAGAAGAAGAAGAAAAGUAAGGAGAAGGGUACAAUAUAUGUUAAAUAGUCAUCAGAUUGGACUGGACUGUAAAUAUAAUGUAGAGCAGUCAGCUAGUGAGGUGGACCAUUUUAUUUGUUUUUGACUUUUUUGAAAAAAGUUAUAAAUAGUCAUCAUAUUAUUCAUAGGCAAGCACUCAUGGCUAGCGUGGAAAGGGCUUUGUGUUCUAGAUAAAGCAGUAGCGUACCAGACACGAAGAUAAAAAAGAAAGAAAAAUAAAAGCUGGGUUUAAUAAAAGCUGGGUUUUUAUGAGCUUUAGUUUGAGCUAUUAUGCCUAAGUAGAUUGUUGAAGCUGGCUUCCUUCUGGUAUGGUGUUAUUUUUUUCGAAGUUUUGAUCUUUGGUCAUAAAGAUAAGCAUUUUGGUUGAGAAUGCUAGGUGGAUGAUAUGAUGGUAUACAAAGAAACCAGUUCAUUAUUCUUGUUUGCUAGUGUUUUUUUCUUGCCCCUUCUAUGGGGGCCGUUGAAAAGUCCUUAAUGAGUAUUAUUUUAGCCGAGGGAACUAAAUCAUUUGAUUGAAACCAUUCCUCAUUGAGUAUUUCUUCUGCUGCUCUUUUUUGUUCAAUUUGUGGUUGUAGAGUUAUAUCUGUGGUCAUUGAGAAUUGCGAGUUUGGGUUGUAAAGAGCUUUUUCUAUUGUUGUUUUAGAUUAAUAGAACUAGAAAUUUUCUGGGAACUUACCUGCUUUUUUUUUUCUUAUUUCAACAUUGUAGGCAGCAUUUAUGGUAGAGUGAGUUUUGGUUUUGUUGUGGUGUAUUUAAGUUUAGGUUAAAUUAGAGAAAGCGCAAAUAGAUUGUGAUUCUUGAUUGAAAAAUGGGCUGUGUUGCUUCAAGGAUUGAUAAGGAAGGAAGGGUACAGGCUUGUAAGGAUAGAAAGAAGCUUAUGAAGCAAUUGGUGGGAUAUAGAGGAGAAUUUGCUGAUGCACAGUUGGCUUAUCUGAGGGCAUUGAAGAACACUGGUGUAACUCUUAAGCAGUUUACUGAGUCAGACUCAUUGGAACUUGAAAAUACCUCAUAUGCUCUUAGAUUGCCUCCCUCUCCUCCUUCCCCCUUGCCUCCUUCUCCUCCACCGCCACCUUCUUUUAGCCCUGAGUCAAGGAAAGCCGGUGGUGACAAUGGUAAAGGAGAAGUUGACCAAGAAGAUAGCAUGGAGAUUAACCAGGAUGAUUGUUCUACCCUGCCGGCUCGUAGUACAAGCUCGCCAUGGAACGAUUGGGGUCUUUUUGAGUCUACUUCACCUCCCUAUCAUCCAAAACAGUCUGAAAUCGUAGAAUCAGUUGAGGAUGAAGGUCAGGGAGAGGAGAUUGGUGAAAACACUAACAUAAGUACUCUCCCUGAGAAGUCUCAGCCUGGGGAAAUUAUUGACGAUAACUCAUCAUCGACGAGCUUGAAUGAUAAAGCUUCUAGCGAUGUGACCAUGGUGGUAUGGAAGAAAAAUAAGAGCUUGGAGGAAAUCGUAAAGGAGUUAGAUGAUUACUUUUUGGAAGCAUCAGCUGGUGGGAAAGCAAUAGCUGUUUUUACAGACAAAAAUAUAGGGGACAAUUCUCAUCCAUCGAAACUCAAAGAAAACAAAAGGAAGAGUAGCAAUUCUGCAAAGGUUUUUAGUGCAUUGUCGUGGAGUUGGUCUUCUAAGUCUCUCCAGUUUGCAAGAGAUGCUGUUCAAUGUGGAUCUAAUGAACCGUGCAAGCCUGGAGCUCAUUGCAGUACUCUUGACAAGCUAUAUGCUGCAGAGCAGAAGCUUUAUAAGGAAGUGAAGGAGGAAGAAACCACCAAAUUGGAGCGUGAAAGGAAAUUGAUGUUGCUGCAAAAGCAAGACGAAAACCAUGACCGGAGCAAGACAGAGAAGAUCCAAUCAAGCGUUGAGAAUCUGGAGAAUGUCCUAAGACACCUGCAAAAUUCAAUAAGCACGUCCUGUUCGUCUAUAUUGGAGAUCAUCGAUGAGGAACUUUACCCCCAGCUGGAGACAUUAAUAUCCGGGCUGAUGGAGAUGUGGAAAAUGAUGUACAAAUGUCAUCGAGUUCAGCACCUUAUUUCACAGCAGUUGAAUCAUGUGACUGAUAUAAGCAUUGACCUGACCACCGACUCCCAUCGUCAAGCUACAGAUCAGCUUGAAACUGAGGUUUCUUUCUGGUAUUACAGCUUCUGUAAGCUCAUGAAAUCUCAGCAAGAGUAUGUCGGAACACUCUGCAAAUGGAUCCAACUUACUGAUUGCCUUGUGGAUGACAACCACCAGAGUCGUCGUGCAUCUGCAGUUCGUAAGCUCUGUGGAGAAUGGCAGCGCAGUUUUGAAAAAUUACCUGAUAAAGCAGCUUCAGAGGCAAUUCAGAGUUUUUUGUUAGCCAUCCGAGCGAUAAUCCAACAUCAGGCAGCAGAACACAGCCAGCAAAGGAAAUCUGAUAAGCUUCAGGAAAGGUUGCAGAAGGAGUUGACGUCACUGAGUGAGUUAAAGAAAAAGGUUGAGGGAAGUGUAGCGGCCGAUCUGAGCCCCAAGCAUCCUUUAUCGUUGAAGUGCGCCAAAAUCGAAGCCUUGGAAAAGCGAGUUGACAUGGAGAAGGGCAAACAUCUCAACUUAGUCCAAGUAAACAAGACCAUGACUUUAAACAAUCUAAAAACUAGCCUGCCUUGUGCAUUUCAGGCUUUAAUGAAGUUCUCGAAAGCUUCUGUUCAGAUCUUUGAGGCCAUCCAUGGCCAUGCUCAGCCAGAAAUCCCUCGUAAUGAGGUAUCAGAGAACUCAGCAAACUAAAUUUGACUGAACUGUGAAAUUUGUAUGAAAUGACUCUUUAUUUUUGCCGGAAACUGUCAAACACUUGAUAUCUAAGCUGUAAAGGAAACAAAGACUACAAGGUUUUUCGUUGCAUAUAUAUAGAUGCACAUUUAAUUGAUGAAGUUUUAGUGGAUAUAUAAAUUUCAGCAUGCAACGUCACCGAUAGCACUGCAACUAUAACCCGAAAAAAGUGAAGGAAAACUCCCAUGUUAUUAUAAACACCUUGAUUUCUAAGAAUUCAAUCCUACCACCCAUCACAAACCAAAACCUCAUUUGUAAAUGCUACUACAUAUAAUACGAAAUGUUAUAUAAACACCAAGACAAAACGCGAGAAUAAAAUUAUAAUCCAUACAUAUACAUACCAUCCGUCCAGUCCAUGACAAUACCGACCGUCCAAACAAAGAAUAACAAAAUGUUAAAUAUAGCAGCAAAAGUAAACAUAAAAAAACGCAUCAUCGACUCAAUGCAACCUCGUCAGUUCCUCCACUCUCUUGGACAGCUCCUCCACAGAAACUCCCAUUCCUUUAGAAACUUCCUCCAUUUUCCCACGGCUCAGAUCAAGGAAUGAUUCGAUCAAGUCUCCGUCCAAAAAGUUUUUGGCUUCUGCAGUUCUCUUCUCAUUGUUGAAUGACCUCCAUUGUUCAUGGCUCAACCCUCCCACGCCCUUUAUCACCUUCCUUAA
This is a messenger RNA of Gossypium arboreum, 3647 nucleotides long. Its product is annotated as protein ALTERED PHOSPHATE STARVATION RESPONSE 1-like. Bases 1016 to 2944 code for a protein of 642 amino acids. The record is from RefSeq and is a predicted model, not a curated record. Lineage: Eukaryota; Viridiplantae; Streptophyta; Magnoliopsida; Malvales; Malvaceae. The transcript has 6 exons.